Helicoverpa armigera (cotton bollworm) is the source of this 6733-nucleotide messenger RNA. RefSeq names its product serine/arginine repetitive matrix protein 1. Bases 632 to 3142 code for a protein of 836 amino acids. The transcript has 17 exons. The record is from RefSeq and is a predicted model, not a curated record. NCBI's taxonomy places the organism in Eukaryota, Metazoa, Arthropoda, Insecta, Lepidoptera, Noctuidae.
GCUGGCGCCCGCCCGUCACCCGUUCACCCGUUAUGUCAGUUUGGCUUGCGCAGGCAGGUGGCGUUGUCGUGACGAUCGUCCGCGCAAGCGCGCUCAGCUGAGGUGGCUGAAUGGACAUUGACAGAUCAGUUAAAUAAUUAUAAUUUAUUUUAUAAUACUAAAAAAAUAAACCUAAUCAAUUAAACAAACUUGGGCUUUUAUUAAAAAAAGUGUUACAAAGAUUUGGCAUUGUCGAGUUUGUAUUGUGAACAAUCAAAGAAGAAGAGUUUUUAUAAAAAAUCGAUGAUAUUAAAACGACAGAUCGUAUUUUCGUUGAUAUUUGUGUGUUAAACGACUUUAGUUUUGCAACAAGUGUGAGCCCCGCUAGUCGUGCUGAGAACGGGUUUCGGGACCGUUGGGUUUUUUGUUUAUGUAUAUUUGUUUGUGGUAUAUAUAUUUUGCGAGUGAGUGUGGAGUGUCCGUUAGUGAUGCUGCAAUCGGGUGCAAGUGGUGACCGCUGAGCCGUCAUCUCGCCAGCGUUGCUCGAAGCCAGUGUUAGCAGCGGAGUCUCGAGUGACGGCUGUUCGAAUGAUGAGCGGCGCAGGCGUCGGCCCCUGCACUCCGCGCCCGCCCCGGCUGCCCCGCCCGAGACAUGGCCGCCCUAUCCUGCUACCAGCCUUGCAGGUCGCACCUUGCGCAACCCGCUAGGUGUUUAGACGACGACGAAGACUGUCACCAAUCAGUGAAUUUCUCGCUUCGGCGGCAGCAGUUUAUCGAGAGAUGCCACGAGGCUCGGGGCCUUCGCCCCCGUGACCAGAUUCCCGAGGUGUCGGUCAAGAGGACCAGGGAAGAGCUCGCGAAGCAUGCGUCACAAGCCACGCCGCUAAACCGCCGGCUUAACGUGGAAGCCGGCUGGUCCAAGGUCGAGGAAGUGCGUAAGAAGUUCGAAGGAGCUGCCAAUUGCCCGUCGUUUUCGAGGUCCUUUGAGUCGCCGCCUAGGCGUCGUCUCGCAGACUCCCUAUUCGCAAGCUUCAAGCUCCCUCGCAAGACAAGGGACGGCAUGGCGGCCCCGCGCUCCCUCGCGCCGCCUCAGCAGCAGAAACGCAAGUCUGCUGUCGAACUGCUAGCCGAGACUAAAGCCUUCUAUGUCAAGUCGGAGACCGUGCUGGAUAGGAAGCAAGAACUGCCUUUGAGGAUGAGCAGUGGCUUGGGGCAGGCGAUAGCGGCCGGUGGCUGUCACCUCGUCAGCUCCGGCACUUUGAAUGAUGCAUGCUGCAAUCCUUACGGCACAACCCGCAGCAUGGGCGGCGGGCGGCGCGCAGUCAGCGCGGGCGAGGGCCUGCAGCACACGCUGCGGCGCCUGCUCGAGCAUGCCGACAGCAGGGAGAACGUCUACUCGCCGCCUUUCGCUGUUUGUACACUUUCAGCGCACAAAGUAUACGCUGACACAAGACGGCUAAAGGACUCAUACCCCGAACGGGAGACCAUGCCUCGUUCCCAGCACAACUCAGGCACCUUCUCCGGGACCUUCUCAGGGACCUCCUCCUCUGGGACCUCAGGGUCCAAGGCCCAGAAGUCGGACCCUGACCAUAGGGACAAGAUGAACAGGCCUCUAAGCUUUGGAGACGCGAGGGUCUUCUUCCCGGAGUCCUUUGUGAUACCUCGGCAGAGACCCAGUGAGGUGGUGAUUAAGAGUGGAUAUUCUAUGCCGAGUUCCCACUCGAGCCCGGAGAACAUGGAGCUACCGGAGCCGGUGGGGAGCGGGUCGGGGUCCCCGGCGGACCCCGUGGCCGCCAUCUCCCCGCCCGCGCAGUACGCACACUCCGCACCACGGUACAUCAGGUCGAACUCUCACUCGCAGCCGAGCAUGCGCGAGGACGACAGCGGCUGCCCGAACAUCAACAGCCACAAGUCGCUGCCCGACCUGCACACGCAGACACGCUGCUAUCCUGAACAUGCCAACACAGGCCACACCGACACCCUAGGACGGUCCCCGCGGCGACGCCGUCACUCCACGCACCAGCGCACGGCGUCGUGCUCGUCCAAGGGCACGCGCUCCAACCACUCCUCGCUCAUGUCCUGCGACGCCUUCUCCGAGCACCCCUCGCCGGGGGACGACAACUAUCAGUCUUAUAACAGUCGUUGCGGCUCAUCGUUCGCCCGCGACUCGGGCGGGUCGAGCGGGCACUACACGCAGCGCAGCGCGCCCGCGCACUCGCAGCAGCAGCAUCGACGCACCGACUCCGGCUCCUCCACGCAACAUGAACACGCCAGCCGCUACAACUCGUACGUGUCAGAGUACGGCGCAUCCCUGGAGUGCUACGUGUCGGCGCCGCCGCAGUUCCAGGACGGCGCCCCCUCGCCCCCCGCGCCGCCCCCGCCGCCGCCCCACCGCCAUCACCACCACUACGCACAUGCGCCCAGAGUGGGGAUACACUUCCAGGCCAGUGCUCCGCCCCCGCAGUUCCAGGACGAGCCCCCGGGGUACGACUACGGCGACUACGAGUGCACCUACAAGGCGCCGCUCAAGUGCCUCAGCGUCGGACGCAAGGACGUUCCCCGGGAUUACCCCAGGUACCACGAGCCGAGCACGGAGCUGGUGAGCAAGCAGCCGCACUACCAGGAGCUGCGCGUGAGGAGUCGCCCUGACGACAACCAGGACUAUGUCAAUGCUACGCAGAUAUGUCCACCGGAGGAGGUGACGUCCCCACUCGGCACGUUCAAGCGACAGCGGUGUCUGCGCUACAAGCAGAGACGUCCCAGACCUAUACUCCGGUCCAAGUCCGAUAUCUCUGACAGGUACAGACGCACAGACGGGCGCAGCCCCGCCUCCGCCCCCUGCGAGGGUGAGGAGUCUCCCGACAGCCCCUCGGAGGAGGCCUCGCGUCUACAGGACUUCUUCGAGCGCCUCGGCCUCGAGCCCCGGCAGUACGACGCACUAGUCCGGGAUGCAGUCCCAGACAGUCCCGUGUUCUUCUCGUCGGCCUCCACUGUGGAUUCCAACCAGUUGGCUGCUACUGCUGAUUAUACGGUGCAAGGCCCGGGCGGCGUUCAGAAACAAAUCUACCGCAACACAGAGCCACCUAGCGUCGUGGAACGGAACGCCCGCAUCAUCAAAUGGCUUUGCCAAUGUCGGAAGACGCAAAUGCAAACACCACAGUGAACACACACACUUACGGUGGAUUCCUAUAAGCUAUCUAUCCAUUAGUUUGGCGAUUAGAGAUUGAAUUUUGACAUUAUUUCAUUAUGUCAAUGUCAAAUGAUCGAUAGAUAGGUUUUAGUAGUUAGAUAGGUACAACACUAGUACUCAAUUAGUUUGAUCCGAAAACAUUCUAAAGAUGCUAAUAUUUAUUAUAGGACCCAAUCGAAUUAAAGUCAGAAUUUUCUGAAGAAUAUACGCUCAAUGACUGACUUGAAAUAUCGAUUAAGUAACUAAAAUCGUAUACCUAAGCUUAAAAAUGCUUCUUAAUGAUUCUAUUAAUAUACAAGUUGUGAAAUAGGGGAUGCUACUAAAAUUAAUUACUAUCUCUAAUUUUUACGGUAAGCUACUCGAUUAAAAACAACCCUUCGCAGUCGGAUAAAAUGUCAUUCGAUUAAUCGAAAUAAAAUCGACUAAAUAAAAUGAAAAAUCGACUAUGGUAUGUUACUAAUAAAUUGUAAUAAACCCAUGAGAGAACCAAAUGUUGCUCAUACGUCAAUAUAGAUGACGCUUAAAUCUAAUAUCUAAGAAUAGAUUUAGGAGAUUAAAAGAUAGAUUUCGAUAAUUACAUAAAUUCAUUGGUAAAUUCUUUGCAAAGAUAAUAAAUUAAAUUUAUUGAGAUCUGGUCCAGAUAACACAGGUUUGUAUGAAAAGGAUAACAUAUGACUUAAGUGUCAAAUCUACGCUUUACUUCCAUUAAAAAAAACAGUAUUAAUGUGAAAGUCUGAAAUAAAAUAAUCAUGAAUCCAACCCACACUUGAUACAAUCAAUCAAAAAACGAUGCGAAAUGGUCGAUUUCUACAUUAAAUUGACUAUAACUGGCUAGCCCAAUAUUAAUACUUUACUAUGUAUGUAAGUAUAUGGGAACAAGGCCACGAAAGGCUGUGCGUAUCUGGACGAGUGACGAGCGAGCGAUAGCUCUCGACUGCUGGAAUAUUUGGUAACUAAGCGAUACUAGUUCAUUAGUCAGUACGGUUCUUAGUAUAACGUUGGCAUAAUAAAUUUUAAUAAGAAACUGAAUAAUAAGCAUGGCAAGGCAAGGCAAAAUGAUACUAACUUUAAGGAAUUAUUUCCCUAAAAGUACAGAACUACAAUUAUAUACUUUGAUGCACACUAUUUUGUUUCAGAACCAAAUUUUCGUCUUGCCCGAUUUUAGUGAUGUAGGUACUUCAAUAUUGCUUAGUCGAUUCUUAAAUCGAUUGGGACGGGAUCAGCAAAAAUCUACUAAAAUCACUCACGAAUAGCCAUGCCUUAUUAUUUGGUCUCAACUAAGAAUACGUACGUAAAUAAAUAAUUUAAUAUAUUUUUUGUCAUCAAGACGUAAAAUGGAAGAUGUUAAAAAUGUAAAUAACGAAAGGUAUUUUUGUCUCGACAACUAUGUACAAGUCGCGAGCUUAGCCGUGAGGCGGGGAGAACGUUAUUUUCGAAACGAAAAACAUUUAAAGAUAGUUCGACUAUCAUACGGUUUUUACCUACUGUUUAUUUAAAUUACUCUCAAAUUCUAUCGUGUUUAUUUAUAUUCAGUGUUAUAAAUCAAAUUGUUUGUAUUCCUGUUUAUUCAUCGAUUGUCUGCCUGACGAACGAAGCCAUCUCUAGGCCUCGAGUUUCAAUCUUCUUAUUUAAUUAAAUAUGUACCUAGUUAUUUAAAUUAUGUUACGUACUCUUUUAUGUAUUGAGCUUUCAUAUUUUUAUUACAAUGUUAAAGUUUAAAAACAUACCAAAAUUGAAAUAAAAGGUUUAUAAUCAAGCCAAGAAAAUCAAAUAAGUAGCAAAAACUGAACUUAUGCUCGUUUAUACAAAUAUUUCUUCAGUUUAAAGUAUUUCUUCAUCAAGAUCUACAAAUUAUAGGUAUGCUCUAAGACUCAGUAGAAACCAAAUGAUAAGAAAUAUUGUAAAAAAUCAUGUUCCUGUUAUGGAUUUGUCAUAAAUAUUUUGAAGUCUGUAUUUAAGUAUAUUAUUUAUUAAUGUUAUCCUAGCUAUUUAAGAUAACCUACCGCGAUAUGGGAGCACAAAAUGGAUCAAACUGAUGCUGUAUCUUAGUUCUGAAAACUUUCAGUAACUGUACAUUUAACUAUUUCGACUCAAAUACAGUGUUCGUGGACUUAGUUGUUGUAAGAGUUGAGUGAACUUGACUCCUUGGUGUUUCAAAUUAGUCAUGUAUUUAUAUCUACCCUGUGUUGUUUUAUACGAUGAUAUAAAACUUUACCAUUUAUUAAAUACUUGUAUAUUCCCGAUGAAAAAAAUAGAUAUUUAAUAUGUGGCAUAGUUAUAUUUCAUCUUAAAACAUCACUAGGCCUAAUAAGUGUAACUUGCAUUAUUCCACAGUGUCAUUUAUCCUCAUCCAAUAUAGCUAAGGCCUUUAUAUUUCUAUUUUGAAGACAGCUGGGUAUAUAAUAUCUUUACAUUGUCUGCCUUACGGCCUACGUAAACCUGAAUAAAAUUGUAGCUAGCUGUCAAACAAAAUAGAAUAUUACUAAAGACAAUAUAACAAGAACGAAAUAUGUUUUAUGUCUUAUAGCAUAAUAUUUAAUUAUAGUUCAGAUAACGCAACAAUUAACGUAUUUAAUCGUUCAUGAUAAUAUGUAAAUAACCAUUAGACUGGUCUAAUCUCAAUAGGUUAGUGUUAGAAUAAGAAUUCAUGGUUUUCUUUCAUACAAAAACAGGUAAAAAAUACUACAUUACGUUUUAUUGUAGAAUUUCUGCCUACAAGACUGUCGCUUCGUAUUUCGGUUUGUAUGUUCUGUGAUAUGAUAGAAAAAUCUAGAUUUUAUGUAGACUUUGUUGAUAUACUGUCACUGCCUUCUUCCUAACAUUCUUGUAAUCUUAGAAUCUAAUUUGUUACUCUGGUAUGAAUAAAAAUGCAAAAGUCAAGACUUUCUCAAAAAGAAACUUGCAUGCCUUAUUUGAUCAUUUGUUCUUCAAGACAAUGUUCCGUAAUCGGUCUAAAUAGAGGCUUGACUUAUUGUAAUGUGUUUUACUGAACAUAGAUUCCAAAAAUUGUCUUCUACUUUCCGUUGCGCAUUUAUUUUUAGUCCCGACUAUGAUUAGUCGAUUGUGACUUGAUGAGAAUCGUUUAGUCGAUUCCCAAUCGUUAUGAUUCAAUAGUUACUAAGUUUUCGCUGUCUACUGUGAUGUAUCAUGAAUUAUUAUCAUUAUUAUUUGCCGUUUACCUUCGUUACUGGACUAAUUAAUAUGAAAUGGAAUAAAUAAGGUUGCACCAUUAACUUAACUAGGUAUAACGAUACCCAAACCAUAGCCAAUUGUCAACUUGCCGCCCAUUGGUCGAAUCGGGGUUUUGACAGUUGAAAAUGGUUCUGUUAUCGUUAUAUUUAAAUGGUGCAAUUCACCGUAAGAAUUUCAGUGUUUUACAUCAGGAUUAAGGAAUUUUACCUUCAAUUUAAUUAUUCUGUAUAGUUAUAAAAUGUAUUGACAAUGGUUAGCAUUACAGUAUUAGCAAGUUCAGCAUUCGAUGCUUCCAUUAAUUGUGUAAAUAAGAUUUACGUAAAUUGUUAGAAGUUUAUCGUGAAGAAAGAAUUAUAUUGUGGUCUGAUAAUA